UGUCAUCAAUUCAUGUUUGCUUUUUAAUUUUGUCUCAUUGUUUUCUUUUUAAUUAAUUGUUUUCUUUUUGUUAAUUAAUAAAAAUGGUUUUAGCAGAUUUAGGACGUAAGAUAACAAAUGCUUUACGUUCACUUGGAAAUGCGACGAUUAUUGACCAAGAUGUUUUGGAGAGUUUAUUGAAAGAGAUUUGUAAAGCUCUUCUGGAAGGUGAUGUUAAUAUACGAUUGGUGAAACAAUUGCGAGAAAAUGUCCGUCAAGUUAUUGAUUUCGAUGAAAUGGCCGCAGGUCUUAAUAAAAGACGGAUGAUCCAAAUGGCCGUUUUCCAAGAAUUAGUCAAAUUAGUUGAUCCUGGAGUAAAAGCUUGGCAACCAACAAAAGGAAAGCCAAACAUAAUCAUGUUUGUAGGUCUUCAAGGUGCUGGUAAAACAACAACAUGUACAAAAAUGGCUUAUUAUUAUCUGAGAAAAGGAUGGAAAUGUUGUCUGGUUUGUGCUGAUACUUUUCGUGCUGGAGCAUUUGAUCAACUUAAACAGAAUGCAACUAAAGCCCGAAUACCAUUUUAUGGUUCAUACACGGAAGCGGAUCCAGUGGUAGUAGCGGCGGAAGGGGUUGAUAAAUUCAUGAAAGAAGGUUUUGAGAUAAUAAUUGUGGAUACAAGUGGAAGACAUAAACAAGAAAGUGCCUUAUUUGAAGAGAUGUUAUCAAUUAGCAAUGCCAUUAAUCCGAAUCAAGUAAUUUUCGUGAUGGACGCUUCCAUUGGUCAUGCAUGUGAAGCACAAGCUCGAGCAUUCAAAAGUAAAGUGGAUAUUGGAGCUGUAAUAGUGACCAAAUUAGAUGGUCAUGCUAAAGGAGGUGGUGCUCUUAGUGCAGUUGCGGUUACUCAUUCGCCGAUUACUUUUAUCGGUACUGGUGAACAUAUGGAUGAUUUCGAGCCUUUCAAAGUGAAACCUUUCGUUUCUAAAUUGUUAGGAAUGGGAGAUAUUGAAGGUCUUAUUGAUAAAGUAAACGAACUAAAAUUGGAUGAUAAUGAGGAAUUAAUUGAGAAACUUAAACAUGGAGAGUUUACUUUACGUGAUAUGUAUGAACAAUUUACUAAUAUAAUGAAAAUGGGUCCAUUUAAUCAGAUAUUACAAAUGAUUCCCGGAUUCGGACAGGAAUUGGCUCGUGGAGCAUCUGAAGCAGAUUCUAUGGCAAAAUUAAAACGAUUAAUGACAAUCAUGGAUUCAAUGAGUGAUAGUGAACUCGAUAAUCGAGAUGGUGCUAAAACUUUCCAAAAGCAGCCGACCCGCGUGAUCAGAGUAGCGAGAGGAGCCGGAGUCACGUCCAGGGAAGUUCAUGAACUCCUGACACAAUUUACUAAAUUUGCCGCUGUGGUCAAGAAAAUGGGAGGAAUCAAAGGUUUCUUCAAAGGAGGUGACAUCUCUAAGAACGUUAAUCCAAUGCAAAUGGCUAAAUUAAAUCAACAAUUAGCUAAAUCAAUGGACCCAAGGAUAUUACAACAAAUGGGUGGAUUCAGUGGCCUACAAAAUAUGAUGAGACAAUUACAAGGAGCUGCAUCAGCUGCUCAUCAUAAAUGAUUAAUUACUCUGAUUAGAUUAUUUUGUUACUACAAUUUAUACAUUGGUAAUUUUUAAUUGACAUUUAAUUCACAUCCACACACAUAGAUGAAAUAUUAUAAUUUUAAUAAUUAUUAUAUUUAUUAUAUUAUGACAAAAUUAUCAAAUCCGUUGUAUAGUUUAAAAGUAUUUGUUUGUUAUUAAAAAAAAGACAGUUAAAGAAACGA
Messenger RNA from Panonychus citri (citrus red mite), 1783 nucleotides. RefSeq names its product signal recognition particle 54 kDa protein-like. Gene Ontology annotation, cellular component: cytosol; signal recognition particle, endoplasmic reticulum targeting. Gene Ontology annotation, biological process: SRP-dependent cotranslational protein targeting to membrane, translocation; SRP-dependent cotranslational protein targeting to membrane. Lineage: Eukaryota; Metazoa; Arthropoda; Arachnida; Trombidiformes; Tetranychidae. Gene Ontology annotation, molecular function: 7S RNA binding; GTP binding; endoplasmic reticulum signal sequence receptor activity. The record is from RefSeq and is a predicted model, not a curated record. Bases 84 to 1577 code for a protein of 497 amino acids. The transcript is spliced from 2 exons.